This is a messenger RNA of Ectocarpus siliculosus, 2679 nucleotides long. NCBI's taxonomy places the organism in Eukaryota, Phaeophyceae, Ectocarpales, Ectocarpaceae. The record is from the annotation of a GenBank genome assembly.
GACACACACACACACACACACCCAGACAGCUGGCCACUUGGCACGAGACGCUCUCUCCCCCGCACCCGCCUCCUCCCGACCCUCUCCAGCCGCGCCAGCUCAACAGAUCCUCGAGAUGAGCUCAUUGUCAUCGAUCAAGGCGUCUGCGCUGCUGCUGUUGGCAGCGGCGCAGCUCGGGUGCGGUCAGGAUUUGACGUCUUGUGAGCCAUCGACCAAUGGUGCCUUCGACUACCAGGUCACGCCAACGGAUGGAUUCGACGUGCACUGGUCGGUGGAUACCGUUGCUGAGACGAUAUCUGUUGAGGUCGUGAGCACGGCAGUCGCGUGGACGAGUCUGGGCUUCUCUUCUGACUUAAUGAUGAUCGGAUCGGACGCCGUCAUCGGCCUGCCUGACGAGUCUGCCGUCGAGGAGUACGACCUGAUCUCCCAGACGACCGCGGGAGUGCUGCCCUCCGCAACGCAAGAUAUCACCGGCGGCUCGGUUAGCCAAGACGCGUCUGGCACGACCCUCUCCUUCACCCGGCCCCUAGCCCCCGCGAACAAGCAGGCCAUCUCGGGAACUCCCGGGGACGAGACCAUAUUCCUCUACGCCUUCGGCGGGGACAACGAGCUCGGGUUCCACGGACUGGCCCCCAACCGGGGGUCCUUGGUCUUGGAUCUCUUCUGCGGGGACGGCGGCGACGGCGACGGUGCGACGGUCGCUGGAACACCUGCCCCGACCGUCGGCGGAACUCCCACCGCUUCGGAGGCCUCCUCUGCGGCACCGAUCGCCGCCGACACGCCGACGGCGGCGCCCACGAUCGCUGGAACGCCUGCCGCGACCGGCGGCGGAACUCCCGCCGCUUCGGAGGCCUCCUCUGCGGCACCGAUCGCCGCCGACACGCCGACGGCGGGGCCAACGAUGGCGGUGUCAGGAACGCCUCCGUCUUCGACCCUCUCCGUGGCGCCGACGACUUUGGAGUCAGAAACGGGCUCCUCCUCCGCUCCCUCUGCGGCACCCACCGGCGUCGAGGGGUCCACAUCCUCGCCCACGGGGGCUGCAGGGAUGACGGGCUCGGAAACCAUGGCGCCCAGCGCCGCCGAUGGUGACAGGGGCGUCGAUGUUCCCGGAGAGACUCGCGCUCCUACCGAUGCCUCCGAUUCGCUGCUGAUUACCGAAAGCCCGUCGGCGGCGGGGGAAGGCCUGGUGGAGGAGGAGACGGACGGCGCUCUCCGCGUGGGAGGCGGGGGCAGGUGGGCGGCGGCGGCGGCGACUGGGUUCGUGACGGUGCUUGCCGUCCUGUCGUCGCUCUAGUGCGGCAGCCAGGCGGGGGCGUGAGCGGUAAUCACAUUGAAAUCACAUUGAAUGUUUUGCUUUUUGGUCUUCGGACGCACGCACGCACGCACACAAGCACGCGUAGAAUAUAGUCUGCUGUCUUUUAGUUUGUUUCUUUUGCUGCAUGUCUGCGGUGCGUCCAUAUGUACCCUUCCUCAAUAUGUGGGGAUCUGUUUCUCAACAAAUGCUGUAGGACGUCCACCUUCACUGCUGUGUCUGCGUUGAUGUUGUCAAUUCUCAUUUUUGCGUGUGGUGCCGUGGUUGCUCAUUCAGGGCACGGCGGGGCCUUUAUAUUUGUCGCAUCACUUGCCUUUGUCAGAGUGCGUUGUGGCCUACUCUCUUUGUUCAUUCAGUCCCAGUGCAGACCUUGCCUCUCGCGCAUGAUGUUAAUCGGCGUCUGGCCUACUCUCUUUGUUCAUUCAGUCCCAUUGCAGACCUUUGCCUCUCGCGCAUGAUAUUAAUCGGCGGCGAUCAAAGUGUGUUGUGCGCCCGUGCAUGGUUGCGAUGUUUUGCGUUGGUCUGCGUUAGUUGACCUACGUGCGCGGAGAUAAAUAAGUUAAGUAGCGUGAAGUCUAGGCAGCGUGCGAACCUUGGUGCGCGUUGUGCGAAAAACUCGGCGGGGGAUAGGAAUAUGGGCUGCGACGAGAGUCCGGCUUCGGUGACAUUUUAUAUUCCUCUUUGAGGCCUGAGAAAGACCGCCGCAGGCAUUUUUCAUUUAGCCGCUAGGGAAUGUAGGAUCAUUGCAGCACUUGAUAAGGUGAUGCGGUUGGAAUACAAGGUGUCAAUAAUGCAUUUUUGGCUGUUCGGUUAACAACGAUGUUGACGUUAUGACUUCGACCAAUUUGUAUGGGUGUGGUGUUGAUGGGGAGCGUUACCGGCGGUAGAUACGAGUGCGAGAGAGCUGUAUGGUUUCCUGCGAAUACUCGAGGUCGUCCUCGGUAUAUGCACAGUCUGUUGCUUUGGGUGUAUGUAGCAGGCGUUCCGAAACAGAAAGUGUGUUCUGUUUCGCGGAGGAAUGCUUCCCGGACGGCGCCAGCUGUCUGCUGGCCGCCCGUACACACGGCAUGUUGGUUGAAGGACAAUGCAUACUAGAUUUGUGUCGCAGCUUGCCUCGUGCAACCGUGCCUGCUGGUCCUCUACGAGUUAUUAUUUAUGUUUUGAGGUGGUAUCUCGCUUCCACCGGGUGUUGCAAACGCGGAAUUCCGGUUUUGAACGUAACGUGAACACGUAGAGAGCACAGACGAGAUGAAGAACCGCACACAACUAAUCAAUACCUGUUUGGUUGAAGGAACAAUGCAUCCUGCAGUGACUCCCUGUCCAUCGAGGACCAGGGAAGGAAAAUAAUAACAACGUCAUAUGCUAGG